GAGUCAGUUGCUAUUCGGCAUUCGGCACUAGAACAGCUACUAGCUCUUGAAGGCUUCAGGAGCCGUCCUUUCGGUACCGGUUUAAUCUUUGAUCAGUUAGUUAGUAAUUGUACUUGGGAAACUUUCCGGCUACAUCAGCUGACCGACGCCAGUCGGAUUGCGGUUUCGAUAAGCGCCGAUUUUCUGUCAGUGUUGUACCGUGCAAAAAACGGAAGUUUAUUCAAAUAGAACGCAUCAAGCGGCUCCGCAGUGCUACAAUUUUCUGUGUUUUGUGACAAAAAUCCUUGGUGAAAAUGUGGGGCUGAGUUGUGUCACGAUCCGAAGAUUUCAAGAAUUUUUGGAAUAUUUGAUGGAUUUGUGCCAUAGUUUUGACCAGAAGAUAUAUUCGUGAAUAGCUGUGUUUGUGUUGUGGAAAAAAGGAGGAUAAAAAAAGUUUUUUGAUAUUUGAAUUGUGUUACGUGUUUUGAGUAACUGCCGACCUUUCGUUCGCUUUUCGAACAAACUUCGAUAAGAGAUCUUUGCUGAUUUUUUUUCCAGUCCAGUAGCGAGAAAAAAAAACCGAACGAAAAUUUCUUCUCCGAUAAGAGACCGGUGAUUGUUUCAAACCAACCGACCGCGCGCGUAAGAGUUUUUGUUGGCUGCUUUCUUCUAUUGCUAGUGCUGGAUCGCCUCCGGCCCUUCUAGUGACCGUAACUCCACAAGCCCAGUUAAAUUUUGUACCCACCAGGCGCCCGUUUCGGUUCCAGCAAUCGGUCGGAAAAAAAUCGCACAACGUGAGGCCAAAUAAAACAACAAACAUACAACAUACAUCAAUUCACGCCAAUCGUUGACUCCCGUGGUGCCUCACGUCUUCUAGAGCCAAUACACGGCCGGCCGGUGUCGUUAGUUCCAACAUCUUUUACCGCCCGCCGCUCCUGCCGCGGCUGCUGCUGCUGCUACUGACGCUGAAGUCCGCUGCGUGUCAGUUGGCAUAUAUUUCAUAUAUUUUAUUGUGUUGGUUGGUUUUUUUAUUUUUCGGAAGAUUGUGCCAUUUCUCGUUCGGUUUGUAGAACGAGUGAAUCGGUUUACUGAACGGGAGCCGCUGUCUACGGCUGAAACCCACCCGGUAAACAGACGACGGUCUGUUUCGGAUGCUUUUGUUGGACCAGUAGCGCACGGUGCAGUUGCAGUAUCAAUCGAAACAGGUAAUAACUUUGGUUUCGAUUCGCAUUGGAGACACUUGAUAAAAACAUAUUAUGAAAGGAUUGGAUUAAGGGCUGAGGACAGUACCGUAAAGUGCACCCCAACAAACGCACAAAUCACACUCCAGCAAGCAACGGUUUCUGUUGAAGCCGGCGUUAUAUAAAGAAAGGGAAACGAAACCAGCCAACCCCCAUUUGGAGGAAAACAGUGCUUCAAAGGAAAUACCGAAUCAUCAAUAAGCUGUGGGAAAAAAAUACACCAAGAACAGUAUUGAAGUCAAUUAUCCGUAGAGUAAAUCCAAAGAAGUUACAAAAAAAAUUGACGGGAUUAUAUCCAGUGUAGGACAACCGGUUUCAUUCAAAUGCACUAAUGAAAGUAGUAUAAUUGAGAAGAAUAAAAUGAAAACAACGAUGCAUUUGAACCGCAAAAUGAUGGACAACGUGGUAGCAGUGAUAAUUGCUCUCUGCGUUCUACCGAGCUUGCUUCUGGUGAGCGCCCAGCAGCAACACCAGCACACCUUGGCCGAGUCCGAACUACAGGCGCAGGGAUUGGUUCCCCACCGAGGCGAACAGAUAUCGGCUCGGCGCUUCAAGCGAAUGUACGCCAUGUGCCCGCCGCACUUCUUCCGCAUCGGCAAUGAGUGCUACUUCAUAUCCCAGAACAAACAGAACUGGCUGGAUGCCCAUUUCGAGUGUAAGGAUCGAAAUAGCAAGCUGGCGGAACCGAUGAGGUACGACGAUAAAUAUCUGCGAAAGUUUCUGCAAAUGUCCAAGGAGAAAAACUACAUCUGGAUCGGUGGAAACUACAACUGGCGAACGAACAAGUGGCAGUGGGGCUACAACGGAAAGGAUAUCGGAUAUCAAUCCUUCAGCCAAAUGGUGCCAGGGAGCAGCCAGGAUCUGAAAUACCACUGUGCAGUGCUUAAUCCUGACCUCAAGUUCAGAUGGUCAGCGAAGCUAUGCACAGAAAAACAGAACUUUAUUUGCCAGCACAAGAUGCCAUUCGUGAACAGUCACAGCCGCAAGAAGGUGUACAACCGGUGGAACGCUACCUUCCCGAACGAAAUGGCCAACGAGGUUGAGGUGGUGGUUGCCGAUCAGCCCCGAAGCAGUAAGCAGAGGGAUUACUACAGCACCAGCAACAAUACGGAAAACAACACGAUCAACCCGACAACUCUCUACGAUCGAAUCAAGCACAUGAAGAGCACAAACAGAACGCUUCGGAUUCGACCAUCCCGUCGUCGUAUUUUGAAUCGCAACAAGCUACUACCGAAGAAUGACUACAUCAGCAACGACAUCUACCGGCGACCGGUUGUUGAGUACGUACAGGAUUCCAACAACGAACUGAACUCGAUCAAUGGAAAUGGCCAUCGGAAUGGGCACGGAUCUAGCUUCCUGGGUGGAUUCAACGUGGAUAUUCAUCGUCAGUCAACGAACAAGAACCGGCACAAUCGAUUGAACGAAGUUACCGCAGAUUACCACCGUCCGCACCAGCAUCGACAUCACCAAAGAGAACCUCACACUAAACCAACCGAGGCAACAACAACUUCGACAACGAAGACGACGACGACCACAACUGCUAGAACAACAACCACGGCUCCAGAAACACGCCCGACUCAGGUGACGGUCCAGACGGUCACCAAACAACAACAACAACACCAUUCGGAACACCAUCCAAUGACACGCGAAGAGAAGAAAGCACGCCGCGACAGGGUCCGAGAGCGACUGGGUCGACUAACCGACGAGGAACGCGAAAAGUUCUUCGCCGAGCGUGCCAAACGAAAACGGUCCAAAGAGAUACGAUCGAGAAAUGAAACCAUUCCGUAGAUUCUGCCAGGCAGACUCGAAGACAUAGCAGCAGGAGGAAGAAGAUUGUUGUGCAAAGAUUAGAGCGUACGUUUCACUAGUGUUUUUAUCCUCAGCAAGAAUGCGGCGGUUCGGAUUGGGAAGGCCCAUGCCCCCUCCCACAGCCGGACGGUCACAAGAUUGACCAAUCCUUCAAAACCAAGUUAGAUAAAAAUAAGCGGUUCCUAAGUCUACUACUGUAUACUCGUAAGAAAUGAUUUCCUUCUAGCACUCAAUCGAAGUUUUUAAAAUUGAAUAUAUUGAAACACACACACAUACAUAUCCUUCCUUCUUCUAUUCUAAACGUAAUUCUAUAGCUGAGCGAGAUGUUCAAUCUAGAUCAUUGUUGUACGAAAUGAUCUUUGUGACGCUUUCAUUUGUUUAAUUUUAUCGCCUGUGUAACUUCGUUUUCGCCAAUAGAUGUGUAAGUACCGUUGUCCUUAUCUAAGACCCUAGAGUUUCUAUUAUCAUCCCAAUGAACUAAGCACUACUUCCCCAGUUAAAUUAUAUGUUACUAUAAAGUUUAUUUUUUGUAAAACGAAAAAAGAGUGAACGAAAAACAAUGUGAACCAACAGUCAUUAUUUGAUAAGUUCAGAUUAUCUUAUUUGAUUGUACUUUUUCGGUAAUCAAAUUUUCGAAUACUGCACAAAAUAAAGAAUACGGAAAUUAAUAGCUUCAAUACAAAUCGGACAGUUUCCGAUUCGAGGCAGCACAUUGCGUAGAGAAAGAAAGAGAGAGAGAAAGAGAGAGAAAAAAAACUUCCUGUACAAUCGUACGUUAAAGAAAAUCGCUUCGUCAACCAAGUAGAUUAAUAUGAAAAUGAAGAACAAUGUAAAGCGACAUUUUGCCAUAUUAAAAUUAAGUUCUACUGCAAAAGAAAAACUCUAAUGUUGAAAAUAGUAGCAAUUACCCAUACCGCAACAGGUAGCAACUCGCAUCAAGGUGAAGUUGAAAAUGUUGCUCCAAUUUUCUCCAAUUAUCUUUAAAAAAAUUGCAUGAUUCAGCAAGCGAACUGUAAGCAAUAGCUCAAGCUAAGAAAUACAAGUGCGUGGACCGGAAGAGCACGAGGGGAUAGCAGAAAGAACAAUUUGUACGUACAACGACAUCCGUUGACAGUAUUUCGAUCGGAUUAAGCUCAAACGUAGCUUAGAUGUGAGAUGGCAAGCUGUAGAGAUUGGAGUGAAGAAUGAAUGGAACAGAAAGAAAUGAGAUUUCAAAUAAAUUCUUAGCAGAGCGUU
This is a messenger RNA of Malaya genurostris, 4265 nucleotides long. RefSeq lists its product as uncharacterized. The record is from RefSeq and is a predicted model, not a curated record. NCBI's taxonomy places the organism in Eukaryota, Metazoa, Arthropoda, Insecta, Diptera, Culicidae. The coding region runs from base 1581 to 3008 and encodes 475 amino acids. The transcript is spliced from 10 exons.